GUCCUGCGGCGCAGGCUUUGGCAGAGUUCUGCUGGAGUGCCGCUGGUGCUGGAGUAAGAUGUAAAGAAAUGAACGGGAGCAAGCAGGGAGAGAGGCGACAUCUUCUUGUGCAGGGCUCAACCGUUGUAAACGCGUUGCUAUCUACAGCCCUAAGUGCGAUCCUUUCCGCCUGCCGUCCGCUUACCGGGACGGGAGAUCCGGCUCAAGGCCAAGCUCAGAGCUCGCGUACGUUUUUUCAAAUCCUGGUGUUUUAGGCUUUUACUCUCCUCGCCCUCCCCCCCAACCCCCUUUUCCUAUUUCGCUUACCCUCCGGUUUUGGAGGGUUAAUGGUUUUCUGUCAUUUUUCCUUAUCCUCAUCACUUUAAGUUCUCUUUGAAAACGAACUUGAUCUGGAGAUAAAUCUGUUUUUCCUUGUAGCUAACCUUCUUUCCCUCAUAGGUUCUCAAAGUCUAAUGCAGUUCCUCUGUGGGGCUCACCCCUUCCCCUCUUCCGCUCCCUCCGCAGCCCCAGCCUCCCUGCAGGAUCCUCCCGCGUCUCUGCAGCCUUUCAGUAUCCUGGAAACCGAGACUGCAAAGAAUUUCAGCUGCUGUUGAAGUUCUUGGCAUCACGGUCCUAAGAGAAUUCUGCCCUGUAGAUUUAGAGUUGAUAAUAGACGUUUCUUUGUUUUAGGCGAACUGUGAAUUUGGUGAGCAUUUUUUCCUUCUUGUAAUUAAACUUAAGCGGAAACAAUUGAAGAGCUGGAAUGCCUGGUGUGAGGCUGAGUUCUUUGGAGUGUGGAAGAAAAUAUUUUUGGGAAGGAAUAAUACAGUUGCUUUUGAAUGACCCAGUGAGAAAAGUCUGUUAUCAUUUGAAGUCCACAAUUUAUGCACUUAAAAUGCAAGUGUUCCUACCCUGUUCUGUACCACAUGUCUCUUAAAUACUUUUUUAAGUCUUAGCAUACCAAACCACUUUAUAAAUAAUUUUUGCUGGACAAUGGAAGUUCAAAAAUAACUUCUGGGUGUUGUCUUAAAGCACAAUUUGAUUAUUAUAGGUUUUUCUUUUUUCUUUUUCCCCUUUCUUUUGGGAGUAGAGUAAAUGUAAAUGGGGCUUGUGUAAACGUGCAUCCUUCUGUUUUGGUUUAAGUUCUAGGUUGUUACUUUGAUUUUAAUUAGUCAUUUUGGUGUUUAAAUGAAUUUGCCUAAAUUUGGUUUAACUAAAAAGAAAAAAAAAAUUUUUUUAAUUUUAGAGGCAGGGUAAGGGCAGGGGAGUGAAAACCAAGAGAUGAUUUUAGAAGUUGUCAAUGAGAAGGAAUGUCUAGUUCUCAUAUUUCCAGCGUAAGAAGUUCAAAUUUAUACUUUUACUCAUGUAUGCUCAGACUUCAGGAACUCAAUUCAGACUUAACUAAAAGAAUGAUGUACCCAUCAGAAUGUACACAUUAGAAUGCCAGUUUAUGUUGGAAUAGAAGAUAACCCUUUCCAGUAAUCAGAAUUUUCAGGUUGAAAAUCCAGUGCACUCUUUCCUGUAUGCAAGAACUUGGGAAGUUGUGUGGUAAUCGUGGAACAAAGAAAGUGAACUUGGAAAGUCCUGAAUUAUAUAUCAUCAUCAAAAUUAUGGUAGAAGCUUAAGAAUUACCCCUUCUCUCUAUAAAGAAUACUUUUUCAAGGGGCUUGGAUACUUAAAUCAACUAGUUAUAUCCUUUUCCUUGGAACAAAGCACGUCUAGAUGUUAACUUUUUCCAUUAAACUGAGGCUAAAAGAAGUUAAACAAGUUUAAGAGGUCAACACUAUAAUGGACCACACAUCCCCGACCUACAUGCUUGCUAACUUAACCCACUUACAUUCUGAACAACUUCUACAGGGCUUGAAUCUUCUUCGUCAACAUCACGAACUCUGUGACAUCAUUCUUCGAGUAGGUGAUGUUAAAAUCCAUGCUCACAAAGUGGUACUUGCCAGCAUCAGCCCAUAUUUCAAAGCUAUGUUUACUGGAAACCUUUCUGAAAAAGAGAACAGUGAGGUUGAGUUUCAGUGCAUUGAUGAAACUGCUCUCCAGGCCAUUGUGGAAUAUGCCUAUACAGGGACUGUUUUUAUUUCACAGGACACAGUUGAAUCUCUCCUUCCAGCAGCAAACCUACUCCAGAUAAAACUUGUCCUGAAAGAAUGUUGUGCAUUUCUUGAAAGCCAACUUGAUCCUGGUAAUUGUAUUGGAAUUUCUCGCUUUGCAGAGACAUAUGGUUGUCAUGACCUUUAUUUGGCAGCCACUAAAUACAUAUGCCAGAAUUUUGAAGCAGUUUGCCAGACUGAAGAGUUUUUUGAGCUUACGCAUGCUGAUUUGGAUGAAAUUGUUUCCAAUGACUGUUUGAAUGUAGCUACUGAAGAGACUGUUUUUUAUGCACUUGAGUCUUGGAUCAAGUAUGACGUCCAAGAACGCCAGAAAUACUUAGCACAGCUACUUAACAGUGUACGAUUACCAUUGCUGAGUGUUAAGUUUCUCACUAGAUUAUAUGAAGCAAAUCAUCUUAUUCGUGACGAUCGCACUUGUAAACAUCUUUUGAAUGAAGCUCUGAAGUACCACUUUAUGCCUGAACACAGACUGUCUCAUCAGACAGUCUUGAUGACACGACCUCGCUGUGCUCCCAAAGUACUUUGUGCAGUAGGAGGAAAAUCUGGACUGUUUGCCUGUUUGGAUAGUGUGGAGAUGUACUUUCCUCAGAAUGACUCUUGGAUUGGUUUGGCACCCCUAAACAUUCCUCGCUAUGAAUUUGGAAUAUGCGUUUUAGACCAAAAAGUGUAUGUUAUAGGUGGUAUUGAAACUAACGUGCGUCCUGGCAUCACUAUCAGAAAACAUGAAAAUUCAGUCGAAUGCUGGAAUCCUGAUACAAAUACCUGGACUUCUCUUGAGAGAAUGAAUGAGAGCCGAAGUACCCUUGGAGUAGUGGUACUUGCAGGAGAACUUUAUGCUUUAGGUGGUUAUGAUGGACAGUCUUAUUUACAAUCAGUAGAGAAGUAUAUUCCCAAAGUAAGAAAGUGGCAACCUGUGGCACCAAUGACUACAACAAGAAGUUGUUUUGCCGCAGCUGUGUUGGAUGGAAUGAUAUAUGCCAUUGGUGGGUAUGGUCCUGCCCACAUGAACAGUGUGGAGCGUUAUGAUCCAAGUAAGGACUCCUGGGAGAUGGUUGCAUCUAUGGCAGAUAAAAGGAUUCACUUUGGUGUGGGUGUCAUGCUAGGCUUUAUUUUUGUGGUGGGUGGACAUAAUGGUGUUUCACAUUUGUCAAGCAUUGAAAGAUAUGACCCUCAUCAAAAUCAGUGGACUGUGUGUAGACCAAUGAAAGAACCCAGAACAGGAGUUGGUGCUGCAGUAAUUGAUAACUACCUUUAUGUAGUGGGUGGUCACUCAGGGUCUUCCUAUCUGAAUACCGUGCAGAAAUAUGACCCUAUCUCAGAUACAUGGCUGGAUUCAGCUGGCAUGAUAUACUGUCGCUGCAAUUUUGGAUUAACUGCACUUUGACAAGUGUGGACUUGUGGAAAUAGCGUAGUGAUGAACCUUGUGCUGCAUGAAAGGAUGCCCAGUUUUCUGAAGCCCAAAAGCUACAUUGCUUCCUUUUUAACUUGAAAUGGCAUGAAGACUCAUAGUUUUGUUGGGUACUUUGAACUGACAAGUAGCUUUGGUUGCUCUUGAUUAUACAGUGAAUCGAUAAUCCAAGAAAAAAAAAAAAAAGGAAAGAUCUUGCCAAUUGAAUUGUGCACUUUUUUUCCCUAAUACUGGGAUAGAAUAGUUUUAUGUUCAUAAGUGUACAUGUGGAGAAAACCUUGCUGCUUUUUAAAAAAAAAUUAGCUUUCUUCCCCCUCCUUGUUCUGCACCGUUUUUUACCGGGAUGAGAGAUACUUAGAUGCUGGAGUAUACUGAGUGACUAGACAGAGUGCUGAUACUAUCUGUUGGAUAUAAAUUCAUAUGCUUCACAUUUUAAACAAAGGGCUGCUUUUUUUUUUUCUGGUACUUUUAAGAGUUGUAAAUUACAUGCCAUACUGAGUCACCUGGAUAUUCUUACUGCUAAAUGGCUUUAGGGCUGGGGAUGUAAUAAGUUUGCAAGAUAAAUGCAUUUACUGUCAUGAUUUCGGGUCCUAUUUUAAGCAAUCAGAUACUUACUGUGUAUGCCUUUUUUAUAUGGGCAGGUUAAUGCUGGAUGAAUUUAGUUACCCAUCUAUGGUAUGCUAAGCAUGGAUAGAAAGAGUUAAGCAUAUCAGUUUCAAUUUUUUUUUAGUAGUCCAGCAGGCUUCCCAGUGUUGAUGUAAAUAUUUGACAAAUGUUUAGUACCACUCUUAGUGCACAUUGAGUUUUUUCAUAUAUGCUUACAAUAAUUUUAGUUUUUUUAAGACUUUUGUUUGCUUUUUCAAAGUAUUCAGAUAUAAAAAUGGUGCUAACUGUAGGAUCUGUAACAAGGCUAUACCAAUGUUCUUUUGGAUGUUAAAUAUGAGAUAUGCAUGACAUGUUUUGAUAGUAUUUUUCAUUUUUACCAGCUUGGUUCAUUUGUGCUUAUUAAAAAUGUUAGUGUUUAUACUAAUAUUUACAUCCAAAAAAACAUUCAGAUGGCCUAUUAUGCUUUUCAUGGUUCCUGAAUAGUGAUUUAAAGAAAGAUACAUUUUAUCUUCUUUCUUCUUGUGCUAGAUGUUAUAUGCCCUUCUUAAAAACAGAAAUAUAUGCAUUAAAUAUAAAGCACUAGGCAGUUAAGCAUUAUUUUGUACAUUUCUUAGGUAACUGAAUAUUUUAAAGUUAUUGAGGAAAACUGGAACUUGAUGUUUACUUGAGUAAUGGUUCUAAAUUCAGUUCCACUUUGACUAAAGAAACGAUCUUUUAAAGCAAAAUUGUUUGCUUUACCCAGGUGACAGCUUAUUUAAAAGAACUGGUUAAUUCAUUUUGUUUUGCAUGUUUUAGUAAAUGUCUCUUAAUCUUGAAUACAUUACUUUGCAUUUUAUUAGGAUGUUGGUACUUGUAUUUUUGGUACUGUAGUCAUUUUGUUUUCCUUCCCUUGAUUUUUUCUUUCUCUUUUCUUUUUUUUUAACUUCCCACUAUCUCUUUAUAGUCUCUAGAAAACUAUAUUUGUUUCCUAAGAAAAAGUUCAUAUUGCAUUCUUAAGUGCCAUAAUGUUCAGAACUAUUGUUAAGAAGCCAUUUGUAAUUAUAAAACAUAGGUUCAUUUCUUAGCAUAUAUGUUAUAUCUUGAAAACUAUUUAUAGCCAGGCAAUUUUCAGUUUUCCUUGUUCUUCCAUAAACUGCCAGUUGUAGACUUAAGUAUAUACUGCAAAACUGUGUGAACUCAUCUUUAAUCAUAUAAGUAGUUUCAUGCUUUAUAAAUAUUUGCACAGAUUAUAAAACCUUGCAAGUGAUUUUUAGUCUCUUUCUAAUUAAGAACUCAACAGGAGCUACUAAUAAUAUUGACAGUCUGAAUAUUUUCUAUGUUGCUUGUUUGAAUAACUUAAUGAUAUAUAGCAAUAACUUUAUAAUUGAUUUGAAUAAAUCUGUUGAAUAGAAACAAGGUGCACUAUUGUGAUUGGCCUAGACUUUAUUUAAAGAAAGCAAUUUAAAAUAGAUUCCAUCACAUACUUAAUUUUAAAUCCCCAUCUCAAUUUUCUUUCUGUUUAUAUCAAUCAGAAAGAAUUGUUAUUCUUGAUAACAUUAACAAUGUUAAUUAUUAAAUACAUCCUAUUACACUGUUUUUAAGCCCCUCUCCCCAGAAGAUAAGGGAAUUUGAAAGACUAUAGAAAUUUAUUUUAAUUGUAAACAGAUCUAUACUAUACAUUUUAUUUUCACAAUGUUUUCCUCACAUAUCAUCCCCACUAUCAAAUUAGUAUAAAAUAUAUAAUCGUUUGGUAAAUUAGACCAAAGACAUAAGUUGAUCAUUGUUUUGGAAGAAUCCAAAUUUCAUCUCAGUGAAGACUAAAUAUGAAACAUUUUGGGCAG
Aethalodelphis obliquidens (Pacific white-sided dolphin) is the source of this 5933-nucleotide messenger RNA. It is a transcript of the gene KLHL28, whose product is annotated as kelch like family member 28. NCBI's taxonomy places the organism in Eukaryota, Metazoa, Chordata, Mammalia, Artiodactyla, Delphinidae. The record is from RefSeq and is a predicted model, not a curated record. The transcript has 6 exons. Gene Ontology annotation, molecular function: protein binding. Bases 1768 to 3483 code for a protein of 571 amino acids.